GUGCAAACUGCAGCUGUUGCCCUGGAGACAGGCCCGUGAUCCCGGUGGAGCUACGGAGAAGGGCUCGGGGCUGGAGGGCGAAAACGGAGGAAAUACAAACCCCCCCGGUACCGGCGAUCAUAACGGGGGAACGUGAGGUCCUUGGCGAACAGGACCGAUGAGCUAGGCGCGCUGGUUAUGACCGAGAGGAUCUUCCGUGAGUGCAGCCUCUCGUGUUUCACGGAGACUUGGCUGCACGCGGAUUUCCCGGACCAUCAGCGCGCCUGUGCCCGGCUUCAGGACGGUUCGAGCGGACAGAGACGCUGUACUGAGCCGUGAGAGGAGAGGGGGCGGGGCUUCAGUGCAUGGUGCAAUCCCGACCGUGCGUGUGCGUGUGUGUGAAGGAGCGUUUCUGUAGCCCGAACAUUGAACUGUUAGACACCCACAACAAUAUGUAGACUGCCCCACAAGGAACAAUACAACUCUGGACACCCCCCCUCGGCAGGUCCGAUCACGACCUGGUCCUGCUGACACCCAAGUAUGUUCCUCUGGUGAAGAGGCUGCCUGAGACCACCACGACUGUGAGGAGGUGGUCUCUGGAGGCUGAUGACGCCCUGCGGGACUGCUUCGAGUCAACGGGCCGGGAUGUGCUGUGUGGACCACAUGGGGUGGACGUCAACGGCAUGACGGACUGUAUCACAGAAUACAUCAAGUUCUGUGAACGCACCACCAUCCCAUCACGAACUGUGCGCUGCUUCCCCAACAACAAGCCCGGGAUCACCAAGGACCUGAAGGCUCUUCUUUACAAGAAGAAAGCUGCCUUCAGGUCUGGGGACAGGGAUGAGCUAAGGAGAGUCCAGCGCAACCUGAAGGUGAAGCUCAGGGAGGGCAAGGACUCCUACAGGAGGAAGCUGGAGGCCAAACUCCAGAAGGACAAUACGAGGGAGGUGUGGACCGGGAUGAAGCAAAUCACUGGCUUCAAGGUUGGAGGGAGACAGCCAGGGGGCUUCCUGGAGAGGGCCAACGAGCUAAACUGUUUCUUCAAUAGGUUUAGUUCACAGCCCCCAUCCGUCUCCUCCACACGACACACCUCCCUCUCUGUCCCCCCUGCAUGUUGUCUCGUGCCACACAGAGGAUACAUAAAAAACGGCGAAAAAAGACCUAAAAACCAAACGACAAAGAGGCUACCCAUACCAAAGCUGGAGGAUACUGUCAGGAGGUAUUUAGCUGCCCAGAGGCCUCUGUUGAACGAUGACCAGUUCAGAAGAACAGAGCGAAUUGCACACGAUUUCCAGAGCGGUGUAGGGAAACAGCUGCAAGAGGAACUGGUGGCUCAGGACAAAAACAAGACCCACACGAGCUACAUCUCAGAACCAUAUUUGUACUGGUAUCUUUCUUUUCGAGACUCUAUGAUGCUCACCAACCCAUAUGUGGUCUUCAACCCUGACCCGAAGACAGAGUACAAUGACCAGCUUGUGCGGGCGACCAAUAUUGUGUGUUCAGCGGUGCGCUUCAUGAAAACACUGCGAGCCGGCUUACAGGAGUCAGGGGUUUGCCACCUCAACCCGACAAAGAGUGAGACGGACGGCUUCAAAAGGGUGUUCCGCUGGGCCCCGUCUUUCAGGUCUCGCCCCAUUGACUUGUCCCCGUUCUUUCGCCUCUUCAACUCCACUCGGAUCCCCAAGAGGAGGGUCGAUGAGCUCUUCACGGACGAUAAAGCGCGACAUCUCCUCGUGAUGAGGAAAGGCAACAUGUAUGUGUUUGACAGUUUAGACGGUGACGGGAAUUUGGUGACACCUGCAGAGAUCCAGUCCCACUUGAGGUACAUUUUGUCAGACCCGACGCCAGCAGCCCCCUUUCCUCUCGGGGUCCUGACCAGUGAGAACAGGGACGUGUGGGCCGGACUGAGGGACAAGCUAAUGGCAGCUGGAAACACAGAGGACUUGCAGAUUGUUGACAGCGCCCUUUUCUGUCUCAGUCUGGACGACGAAGGCAUGAGGGACCGAUUCCACCUCUCCGAUAACAUGAUCCACGGCGACGGAUGCAACCGGUGGUUUGACAAGUCCUUAACUUUCAUCCUGACCAAAGACGGACAGGCAGCUCUCAGUUUCGACCACUCCUGGGGAGAUGGCUUAGCUCUGCAAGUCUUUCAGAAUGAGAUCUUUGAAGAAACAACGGAGCGGCCGCUGGUACACCCGGGCUCCGCUGCUGCUGCCGCGGUGGAUUCAGCCUCUGCUGUGCGCAGACUGCAGUUCAACCUGGACAGCGAGCUGGAGAACGGCAUCAAAAAAGCCCAGGAGAACUUUGACUCACUCAUGUCGACACUCACCAUCGAUGCCAUGGAGUUCAAGAAAGGUGGCAAGGCACUGUUAAAGAAAAGCAAGUUGAGUCCAGAUGCUGUAGCCCAGCUGGCUCUACAAAUGGGUUUCCUGAGGCAGUAUGGACAGACAGCAGGCGCAUGCGAGACCUGCAGCACUGCAGCGUUCAGGGACGGCCGCACUGACUCCAUCCGCCCAGUCACCCUGCAGACGCAACGAUGUUCACACGCCUUUGUUUUCCAGCCAGGACGACACAGUGUGGAGCAACUGCAGGCCAUGCUGAGUGAAUGCUCGGCAUAUCAUCGGCAGCUCAUCGAAGAAGGAAUUAUGGGACAAGGUUUCGACAGUCACCUGUUUGCCCUGCAUUACCUGGCCGAUUCAAAGGCUGAGGCUCUGCACGGCCUGUUCACAGACCCGGCGUACGCUGCCAUCGACCUCAGCAUCCUCGAGUCCAGCACCCUCACCAGUCCAGCUAUGGACUAUGCUGUGAUUUUCCUGUACGCGCCCGAUGGGUUUGGUGUUACCUACAGUGUCUUAGACGACCGGAUCGGCUGCACUGCGUCCAGCUACCCGACUCGAAACGGCCGUGAGUUCCUGCAGUGUGUCCACAAGUCCUUGGAGGACAUUUUCACUGUCCUGGAAGGAAAGACACUCGGCUAAGAAACACGUGUUUGGUUUUAUGAAACAGCGACAUGUGAUUACCUUCUCUGGGCAACUAUGCAGAAAGUGAGAUAAAUAUGAAUAUUUAAUGCUCCACAAAAUAAACACAUGGCUCACAGAC
This is a messenger RNA of Cyclopterus lumpus (lumpfish), 3078 nucleotides long. RefSeq names its product carnitine O-palmitoyltransferase 2, mitochondrial-like. Gene Ontology annotation, molecular function: carnitine O-palmitoyltransferase activity. NCBI's taxonomy places the organism in Eukaryota, Metazoa, Chordata, Actinopteri, Perciformes, Cyclopteridae. The transcript has 5 exons. Bases 663 to 2957 code for a protein of 764 amino acids. Gene Ontology annotation, cellular component: mitochondrion. Gene Ontology annotation, biological process: fatty acid beta-oxidation. The record is from RefSeq and is a predicted model, not a curated record.